AUGAUCAAUAAGCCCGAAACUGGGGCAAACAAUGUGGCGAAAGUCACUAUGGCUGUCAGUUUAGUCAGUGUUUUGGUUCUUGGAGCUGUGUUAACAAUGCUCAGCAUUCAAUUGGAAGAGGCACACGAACGUCUUCAGAACCGAAUGGGAUCUUUCAAGUUCGUUGCUCGCAACAUCUGGCACGACAUUGUUUUGGUGAAGAGCAAUGGGAGAAUCAGGAGACAAUACGGGGGAUAUGGAACUGAUAGUGCCCAAGCUGACAAUCAACAAUGUACCUCUUGUGUUCAACUCAGAUGCCCACCAGGACCACCAGGGCCACCAGGAGUCGGAGGUGAACCAGGAAUGGAUGGAGCUAACGGAAGACCAGGAAAACCAGGACUCGAUGGACUUGAUGUACCACUCGAUCCUGAACCAGCAUUCCCAUGUGUCAUUUGCCCAGCCGGACCACCAGGAACUCGUGGACCACAGGGAGAAGUUGGACGUCCAGGAGUGCCAGGAGAACCAGGACAUCCCGGACUCCCAGGAAGACCAGGAAAGCCAGGACGUGUCGGAGACGCCGGACCCCAAGGAGAACCAGGAGAGCAAGGAGAGCCAGGAAUCAAGGGACCCCCAGGAGAUGAUUCGAUCGGAGGAACUGGAAUUAAAGGACCUCCAGGACCACCAGGCCCAAGAGGACCAAAAGGACCACCAGGAGCCAACGGACUUCCAUCGCAGAACAGUGGGCCACCAGGACCAAUCGGAGAGAUGGGACCACCAGGACCUCCAGGACCAAGAGGAGAGCCAGGACCACCAGGACCAUUCGGACCACCAGGAGAUUCGGGAGAACCAGGAGGUCAUUGUCCAUCUUCGUGUGGAGUUCAAGAGAUUGUUGCUCCAUCAGUUUCCGAGCUGGAUACCAAUGAUGAGCCUGAAAAACCAUCUCGCGGUGGUUACUCUGCUGGAGGCUAUGGAAAGAAGUAG
Messenger RNA from Caenorhabditis briggsae, 960 nucleotides. It is a transcript of the gene Cbr-dpy-7, whose product is annotated as Protein CBR-DPY-7. The coding region runs from base 1 to 960 and encodes 319 amino acids. Lineage: Eukaryota; Metazoa; Nematoda; Chromadorea; Rhabditida; Rhabditidae. The record is from RefSeq and is a predicted model, not a curated record. The transcript has 2 exons. Gene Ontology annotation, molecular function: structural constituent of cuticle.